UAAAAUAAAUGUUUACAAUAAUUCGUUUAUUGCUUUUUAUAAUUUAUAUUUCCUCAACUUUAUCGUUUCCACCUAACGUGUCUGAUGAUGACGUGGAGUACGUUCCGCGUGUCGUGAAUGGUUAUCCGGCAAAACUAGGCGAUGUACCCUAUCAGGUUGCUUUCAAAUCAGUAGUUCAACGGCCCAGACUUUGUAAAACCUUUUGUGGAGGUGUCAUUAUGACACCAACGAAGUUGCUUUCUGCAGCUCAUUGUUUUGUGGAGAAGGGCAAUAUUUGUCAGAGACUAUUAUAUGGCACGGGAUCCUUAAGAUCAUUAAUGGACAAGUACGCCGUAGCAGGUAAUUUAAGAAAUACAGAUUUUCGCCCCCGUGCGGACUCGAAUAAUCAAGGACAAUGGAGAAAAUUAAAAAGAGUUGUUUACCCAAAAACCUAUAAAUUCCCCAAAGAUGAUAUUGCUGUAGUGUUCCUACGUUCUCCGUUUAUUUAUAACAGUUAUGUCAACUAUGUACCUAUUGCAAGGAAAUUAGUCGACUACCACGGAGAGUGUCUGGUGUCCGGAUUUGGACGCAUUUCUCAUAAGGCUUCAUCGGAUAAACUUCUAUUGGCGAAUUUAAAACUUAUGCCAAUGAAAGUGUGUAACAGAAGGCACCGACAGAAUAUGAGACGAUUCGUUUGCACCUCUAGUCAAGUGACGGAUGUUGGAAAGGGUGAUUCUGGUGGACCGUUGGUGUGUGCAAACACUGGUGAUCCGAAUGAACAGCCUGGGAAAGGAAUUCUUGUCGGUAUAGUGAGUGGACAUCGAUACGGAUCAGGCUCAUUCUUUACCCGAGUCUCAUCUUAUUACAAAUAUAUACAACUUAGCAAAUCAAAUAGAUUACACUCUAGAAUUAGCAUUGUUAUAAUAAUACAAACAAUAAUAUUGCUGUUUUGAUUUCGUUUUUUUUUUAUAUCAGUUUCAAAAAAAUACUAGAAUAUAAGUUAAGACAACAUAGGAGCUCAAUUUGGCGUGUGUCUGAUUAUC
Molecule: messenger RNA, 1022 nt
Organism: Danaus plexippus (monarch butterfly)
Lineage: Eukaryota; Metazoa; Arthropoda; Insecta; Lepidoptera; Nymphalidae
Product: trypsin I-P1-like
Exons: 6
Coding region: 9-932 (307 amino acids)
Biological process (GO): proteolysis
Molecular function (GO): serine-type endopeptidase activity
Source: RefSeq, a predicted model, not a curated record